AUGACUGACAGCAACAAAAUAACAACAACAACAACAACAACAAUAAAAGAUUUGAAAUUGGUACAAUUGUAUGAAAACAAUUUAAAUGAUGUGAUGCAAUUUUUGAUGAAACAUUUCAUUCCAAAUGAACCAACCGCUCGUUCAGUUCGUAUGUCCUUCAAUGAUGGUUGGGAAAUAACUGAAGCAAUAGUUCGAAAUUGUCUCAAAUUUCCGUAUUCUUAUGCAUUAAAAAACGAAGAUGAUGAAAUAGUUGCCGUUCGAUUGGCUGAGGUGAUAGAACGACCAAAAUUAAACGAAACAAACAAAUGCGAAAAUGAUAGAACAUUUGUUUUAUCGAAAGAAAUAAAUGAACACAACGAAAAGGAAACGGAAAAAAUGGCAAUAUCAGCAGUUGAAAUAAACCGAUUGCUUAAAACAUUGGAAUCAAAGAUAUGGCAUUUGGUAGCAACUUCAACUAAAAAACUUUUAGCAAUUAUGAUCAUUUCAACGCAUGAAAAAUAUACUAGACGUGGUUUGAUGCGUGAAUUGUUAACGUUUGAUUUGUUGAAACAAAAAUGUGAUGGUAUUCAAGGUGGAAUUAGUGAAGCUACUGCAUAUAAUUCUCAAAAAUUAUUCGCCGAAUUGGGUUUUGAAGUCCUCUACCAAAUAAACUAUAAUGAUUGGUUAGACAGAAAUGACAAACAAAUAUUCAAAUGUGAUGAUCGAACAAAUUGUGCUCAACUUGUUCAUCGAUUAUAUUGA
Molecule: messenger RNA, 741 nt
Organism: Cercopithifilaria johnstoni
Lineage: Eukaryota; Metazoa; Nematoda; Chromadorea; Rhabditida; Onchocercidae
Source: the annotation of a GenBank genome assembly